GGAGCUCAGGGGACUCUGCUCCAGCUCAAGCUUAACAGCUUUCCCACUUCCCAGCUUCUCUUUCUUGCUCCGUCAAUACACCAGCACACAAAUCAAUCCUAGCAUCUACCAAGUUCCUCGGACUCUUCGUCGUUCCAAGUUCUCAAGUUCAUCGCAGCAGCAGCAAUGGUGCAAAAGAUCGUGAUCAAGGUGCACAUGUCGAGCGACAAGUGCCGGAGGAAGGCGAUGGCGCUGGCGGCGUCGACGGGCGGCGUGGUGUCGGUGGAGCUCGCCGGCGACGACAGGAGCAAGGUGGUGGUGGUGGGCGACGUGGACUCCAUCGGGCUGACGAACGCGCUGCGGCGGAAGGUGGACGGGUCGGCGGAGCUGGUGGAGGUGAGCGACGCCAGCAAGAAGAAGGAGGAGGAGGCGAAGAAGAAGGAGGAGAAGGAGGAGCUGGUGUACUACCACCAUGGCUACGGCUACUACCACCCCGGCGGCGUGUAUCACCACCACCCGGGCUACGGGCCUCACGGCUGCCCCUGCGGCUGCAACCCGAGCCCGGACAGCACCUGCUCCAUCAUGUAGAGGAGAGGAAAUGCAAUCAGGGCGGAAUCCAGAAUGAGUUUGGAGGGAGGCUCGUCUUUACGACCUCCCUUCUUCUUCUUCUCCAUCCCCCUAUCUUCUCUUCACGGAGAUUUAGGGGGACAGGGGAAUUGAAGAAGGGAAUGGAUGUCGAGCCUUCCAGCAUCUAUUCUGGAUCCGUACGUCCUGUUCAUACUUCACAGUAGCUGUACAGUACUAGCAUGAGUUUUGUGUAUAAAGAUUACGGUUUGUUUUGCUGAUCCCUCUACUAUGAAGUGGUGUUUUGUGUCUCAUGGUAUGAAGUGGGGUCGAGGAUGUGAGAUGAUUUGAGGUUUUGAACAAGGCGAUCUUGGUAUUUUCAAA
This is a messenger RNA of Oryza sativa Japonica Group (Japanese rice), 927 nucleotides long. RefSeq names its product heavy metal-associated isoprenylated plant protein 16. NCBI's taxonomy places the organism in Eukaryota, Viridiplantae, Streptophyta, Magnoliopsida, Poales, Poaceae. Gene Ontology annotation, molecular function: metal ion binding. The record is from RefSeq and is a predicted model, not a curated record.